AUAACUUGUCUCAAAUCCUCCAUUUUCCCUUUGUAACUAACCGGUGUUCAAAACACGUGCUUACGAUCAAGUUACAUGGAAAACUUGUACGAUCGGGAUUGAUAUUAACCAUUAAAUAUCACUAAAAAGUGCCCCGCGUGUCCGACGACAAAUAACACAUAAAAAAACAACAGAAUGAACACGGAAAAGCUUAAAAAACUACAGUCGCAAGUCCGCAUCGGCGGCAAGGGAACACCGAGGCGCAAGAAGAAGGUUGUGCACGUUACCGCGGCGACAGAUGACAAGAAACUCCAAUCAUCACUCAAAAAGCUGUCGGUGAACACCAUUCCCGGCAUCGAGGAGGUGAAUAUGAUAAAAGAUGACGGAACAGUGAUACAUUUCAACAAUCCAAAGGCGCAAGCAUCGCUGGCGGCGAACACUUUCGCGAUCACAGGCCAUGGCGAAAACAAGCAAAUCGCAGAGAUGCUGCCCGGCAUCCUGAGCCAGCUCGGUCCGGAGGGUCUGAAUCAACUGAAGAGGCUCGCGUCGAGCGUGGCCGCGCCAAAACCGCUCGACGAGGACGAUGAAGUGCCUAACCUCGUCGGAAAUUUCGACGAAGCUUCCAAGCAGGAGGCGAAGGAGGUGAUCACCAACGAUAAGGAAAAGGAGAAAAAACCAGAAUCAGAAACCAAAGCUGACAAAAAAACCGAUUAAAUAACCGACAACAGAAUGGUUUAGUUUUUAAUUAUGCUCACCCCACAGUGAUGGGUUUCCAAAGCCGAGCGUGUCUCAACGUGGUUUUUUUUAUAAUUUAGACAUCUUGUGUUCCUAAAUAAACGUAUUUUCGAAUUGUUUUAGCAUUUAUUGUAAAUCGUGUUUGUGUUGGUACAGGGGCACUUUUUAAUUUAACUUUUUUAUUAGUUCUAUGAUGGCUUUGGAAACCUUGUAUUCAGCCAUUUUUUCUGAAGCUUCCAUGAUAUGCACUAUAGUUUACGAUGGGAUGCAGAAUGUCGAUUCUCUUAAAUAGGACCUAGUUAAGUGUUAAUGAACCUGUUGUUGAGAUUGGCAAGGUACAUUUGGAUUUCGUGACAGCACCUACUAAAUUAUAGGAAUAUAUUAUUUUGAUAUAUAUAGUAAAAAUAAGGUGUAUGCACCUUGUAUUUUUUAAAUAAUGGUAUUUUCUAAAGUUGUUGAUUCAUGUCCGGUCAUGCUUUCUCAUUUCAAAAGAAGUUUAAUGAAAUAGGUUUAUAUUAGUCACUGGUAGCUCUGUAGGUUACAAGAGCUGAUUGUAUAAUACAACAACAAAAAAAUGUAAAAAUAUGUACGGUUAGAGUUUUGGUAUGUGAAAACAUUAAAACUUUGAUCAAAGGAA
Manduca sexta (tobacco hornworm) is the source of this 1351-nucleotide messenger RNA. It is a transcript of the gene bic, whose product is annotated as transcription factor BTF3 homolog 4. Gene Ontology annotation, cellular component: nascent polypeptide-associated complex; cytosol. The record is from RefSeq and is a predicted model, not a curated record. Lineage: Eukaryota; Metazoa; Arthropoda; Insecta; Lepidoptera; Sphingidae. The transcript has a single exon. The coding region runs from base 175 to 693 and encodes 172 amino acids.